This is a messenger RNA of Fusarium odoratissimum NRRL 54006, 882 nucleotides long. RefSeq lists its product as uncharacterized. NCBI's taxonomy places the organism in Eukaryota, Fungi, Ascomycota, Sordariomycetes, Hypocreales, Nectriaceae. Bases 1 to 882 code for a protein of 293 amino acids. The transcript has a single exon. The record is from RefSeq and is a predicted model, not a curated record.
AUGGCUGAACCAGAAACUCCUCUAACGCCUCAUGCGUCAGAUGACGGCUCCUAUGAGGGCUCAGAUGUCUCUGAUGAACCGCAGGAGCCACGAUUGACACCUGAUGAACUCGGGGUUUUGUUUAUCGACUUUUACACGUUCCUCACAACUUUGCACUACGACAAGUCUCACCUCAAGAUCCCUCCGCCGACUGGAUGGCCAGAACUCACUCCAGAGUCCUGUGCAUACUUCAAGUCUGACUAUACUAUCGAAGUCAUCCGCCACCUUCCCUACUUCGACAGCACCUGUAUCGAAUAUGUCCAUUACAAGUCUAAGAUACUAGACCACACAGCCUUUACCCAAAAGGAUUUCGAAAAGCACAGGAACUAUCAUCAAGACUGGGAGUUUUGGUCAUCGGAGGGAGAGCUGAUGGAUCCCAGCAAUGUUGUUUGUAUCGCUGUGGGCCAUGAGAGCUUCAGCCGCGAGUUAUGGCUUAAUGUGAAGGAUUGCGAGAUCUUUGAAGACUUCCAUGCGGGCGAUAUGCUAAAUGCAGUUCCAGUGGAGGUGUUCUUUGAGAAUAUGAAAGAGCAGUACAAGAUACUGAAGCUCAUCCCAGGACGACGCAGGAUUACAAUUGAGGCAGAAAAGGUACCUGAGCGCGAUGGAAGAAUCAUGGAGAAAGAGGUGACUGGCCAAAGAGAAGAAUGGGGAACUGAUCUGGAUAUACAGUAUGUGAGGCAGAUUUAUCGUGACCAUGGAUGGCCUGGUUCUUUCGACCUGGAGACAGCAUCUGAGGCCAUCGACAAGUGGCUGGAACCCUUAGGAGGAGGUUUGGGAGGAGGGCCAAGGGGUCUCGUAUGGCAGCGAAGCCCUUCCGACUGGGAUGAAACUCGAUGGACAUAG